GUGUGAGUGCCUCAAGGAUGCCUAACCGUGUAGUUGUGCUGGACAACCUGUUGCCAUAGCACACUUGUUUUCAUGGCACACCUACAGAUAUUGCUUUCUGUCAUUGAAUUAAUAAUAUAGACUUUGACUUUGUGAUUUAACUAUUUCACAUCUUUCUGCAAAACGAUCAGGGAGUGGACUCUUGACUGACGCUAACAGUACAUUGUUAGCUAAUAACAUGUACACAGCCACAGCCCUCUGAAAGAUCAGUGUGAGUUUCAAGGUUGUCUGAGACAUUCUUGGCUGGUAUAUAAAACCAGUGCGGUAACGGACCGCAUCAGCUCCAUUCAGGACCUCAAGAAGAGAAGUCACAAGAAAAGCUACCCCUGCCAACAUGAGGAGCGGAUCUUGCACCCAGAAGAGCCUGCAGGUCAGCGGCUGUGGCGGCAGAGUCAGGGUCCAGAGCCCAUCUCCAAUCCGAGUCAGUGGGUCCUCUUGGGACGGACUCUGUGGGGCUGCCAUGGGAACAGAGCUCCACGCGGACCGCGCCAAUGAGAAAGAAGAAAUGCAGGAGCUCAAUGUCAAGUUUGCCGGGUACAUUUCGAAAGUGCAGGCACUGGAGCAGAAGAAUGCUGCUCUUCAGGAGGAGCUGGCUACGCUGCAGGGUAGUGGCAAAGGGGGCUACGUGGACAUCGCAGAAGAAUACAAUCUGAAGUUUAAAGAGGUGCGUGAUCUGAUUGAGGCUCUGACCAAUGAGAAGGGGGCAGCUGAUAUUGAGCGGGGCUACAUUGAAGAGGAGGUGCAGAUGUGGAAGCUAAAACUGGAUGAGGAACUGGCUCUAAGAGAAGAGGCAGAAGUAAUCCUGAGGGAGUUUCGGCAGGAUAUUGAUGACGCCACACUGCAGAAGGCAGAGCUGGAGAAGCGCAUUGAGCAGCUUGUGGCAGAGCUAGAGUUCCUAAAGAAGCUGCACGAUGAAGAGGUGGCUGACUUGUUGAAGCAGAUCGAGGACUCAAAGAUCACUGUCGAGCUGGAUGAACAGCGAUCUGAUCUCACAGCCUACCUGCGCAACAUGCGCGCGGAGAUGGAAGCUGUCGCGGCUCGCAACGUCCAGGAGGCUGAGAAGUGGUACAAGAGCAAGUUUGACACUCUCAAGGAACAUGCCGGCAAACACGAGGAGCAAACGAAGAGCAUGAAGGAAGAGAUCACAACCUUGCACAGCCAGCUGACAGACCUCCAGAGCCAGAUUGACGGCCUGAGGGCGAGCAACGCCGGCCUUGAGCAUCAGCUGGAGGAUAUGGAGAUGUCCUAUAUGGAGAAGGCGGGAAGCCUGGAGGAUGUCAUCGCUCAGUUGGAGACCCAGCUCUGCGAGACCAGACUGGAGAUGACCAAAUAUCUUCAAGAUUACCAGGAACUUCUUCACACUAAGCUCAAGCUGGAUGCAGAGAUUGCCACCUACAGGAAGCUGCUAGAAGGGGAGGAAGUGAGGCUAGGAGUUACCAAAGAUGUGUAA
Molecule: messenger RNA, 1489 nt
Organism: Dunckerocampus dactyliophorus (ringed pipefish)
Lineage: Eukaryota; Metazoa; Chordata; Actinopteri; Syngnathiformes; Syngnathidae
Product: vimentin-like
Exons: 1
Coding region: 374-1489 (371 amino acids)
Biological process (GO): intermediate filament organization
Cellular component (GO): plasma membrane; intermediate filament; axon
Molecular function (GO): structural constituent of cytoskeleton
Source: RefSeq, a predicted model, not a curated record